Molossus molossus (Pallas's mastiff bat) is the source of this 2934-nucleotide messenger RNA. RefSeq names its product solute carrier family 22 member 3 (gene SLC22A3). Gene Ontology annotation, cellular component: membrane. Gene Ontology annotation, molecular function: transmembrane transporter activity. The transcript is spliced from 11 exons. Bases 16 to 1662 code for a protein of 548 amino acids. Lineage: Eukaryota; Metazoa; Chordata; Mammalia; Chiroptera; Molossidae. The record is from RefSeq and is a predicted model, not a curated record. Gene Ontology annotation, biological process: transmembrane transport.
GGGCGGGCGCGCACCAUGCCCUCCUUCGACGAGACGCUGCAGCGGGCCGGCGAGUUCGGGCGCUUCCAGCGGCGCGUGUUCCUGCUGCUGUGCCUGACGGGCGUCACCUUCGCCUUCCUCUUCGUCGCCGUGGUCUUCCUGGGCAGCCAGCCCGACCGCUUCUGGUGCCGCGGGCCGAGCGCCGCCGCGCUGGCCGAGCGCUGCGGCUGGAGCCCCGAGGAGGAGUGGAACCGCACGGCGCCCGAGCGCCGGGGCCACGGCGCCUGCCAGCGCUUCCAGCUCGAGGGCCCCGCCAACGCCUCGGGCCCCGCGCUCAGCUGCAGCGACCCGCUCGCCGCCUUCCCCAACCGCACGGCGCCGCUCGUGCCCUGCCAGGGCGGCUGGCGCUACGCCCAGGCCCACUCCACCGUCGUCAGCGAGUUUGACCUCGUGUGUGUCAAUGCUUGGAUGCUGGACCUCACGCAAGCCAUCCUAAACCUGGGCUUCCUAGCCGGCGCGUUCACCUUGGGCUAUGCAGCAGACAGGUACGGCAGGAUCGUCAUCUACUUGAUAUCCUGUUUCGGGGUGGGCGUCACCGGCGUGGUGGUGGCGCUUGCUCCCAACUUCCCCGUGUUUGUGGUCUUCCGCUUCCUACAAGGCGUGUUUGGAAAGGGGACAUGGAUGACUUGCUACGUGAUCGUGACAGAAAUCGUCGGUUCGAAGCAAAGGAGGAUUGUGGGGAUCGUGAUUCAGAUGUUUUUCACCCUUGGGAUCAUAAUUCUCCCUGGAAUCGCCUACUUUAUCCCCAACUGGCAGGGAAUCCAGCUGGCCAUAACGCUGCCCAACUUUCUCUUCCUCCUUUAUUACUGGGUGGUCCCCGAGUCUCCCCGCUGGCUGAUUACGCGGAAGGAAGGAGAUAAAGCACUAAAAAUUCUAAGGAGCAUCGCCGAGUGCAAUGGGAAAUAUCUCUCGCCCAAUUACUCAGAGAUCACUGUUACAGAUGAGGAAGUUAGUAAUCCAUCCUUUUUAGAUCUGGUGAGAACUCCCCAAAUGAGGAAGUGCACACUUAUACUUAUGUUUGCUUGGUUCACCAGCGCGGUGGUGUACCAAGGGCUCAUCAUGCGCCUGGGGCUCAUAGGCGGCAACCUGUACCUCGACUUCUUCAUCUCGGGGGUCGUGGAGCUGCCGGGCGCCCUGCUCAUCCUCCUGACCAUCGAGCGUUUCGGACGGCGUCUCCCCUUUGCAGCCAGCAACAUCGUGGCGGGAGUGGCGUGCCUGGUCACCGCAUUCUUGCCUGAAGGAAUUCCAUGGUUGAGGAGCACGGUUGCUACCUUGGGAAGACUGGGGAUAACCAUGGCCUUUGAAAUUGUCUACUUGGUGAAUUCAGAAUUGUACCCAACAACACUACGAAACUUUGGAGUUUCACUCUGCUCCGGUUUAUGUGACUUUGGGGGGAUCAUAGCCCCGUUUCUGCUCUUCCGACUGGCAGCCGUUUGGCUGGAACUGCCGCUUAUCAUUUUUGGUAUCCUGGCAUCUGUCUGUGGUGGCCUCGUGAUGCUUUUGCCUGAAACCAAGGGUAUCGCCUUGCCGGAGACAGUGGAUGAUGUAGAAAAGCUUGGCAGUCCACUUUCCUAUAAAUGCUGCAGGAGAAAGAAGUCCCCCGUUUCCAGCCCUCACCUCUGAGGCCCCGCCGCAGACCCCAGGAAGGAGCCGCUGGCCCACCCCGGGAGCCGCCGCGCCCUGCAGACCGGGGUCUGCCCCGCGGCACCGCGCUGUGUGGCUCCAGCGAUCUUAAUUCUUUGCAAAGACAUUCUAACUCUCCAGAGUAUUUUUAUAUAACGUUGGAGAAGGCCUCUGACCCAGCAGUUACAGAGACCAGAGAAGCCGGCUCCAUCAGCAGUGCAGGAGGAGCAAACCAGGGAUCUGGGAGAAGCGGACAGAAAUGGGGUCAUCAGUUCUGAUCGAGGAGCCAAGGCUUUGGGACAAGUGUUCUGAAGACUCCCGGGAGGACGAAGAUUUGGGGGUUCUACAAUGAAGACGCUGCGACACACGGACUGAGCCUUGAGCUCCGGGAGCCCCGGUAGCAUCGGGGUUGUGGACGUGUUCAGACCUCAUUUCGCAAAUAAGCACAAAUCUGCAGUGUGACCUGAGGAAUCAGCUCUGCUAUUUAUAAAGUCAGGGUGGGUGCUGAGCUGACUUGGGCUGGUUCUGGUCCUCGGUGGUGGACACCUAAGGGCACAUACUCUUUACUGAACAAAACCCAUGGACUAUGAUUUCAUGGGUCGUAAGAUUUUAAGCAUAAAGGGAUAUUUAUCUUAUACUUGUGAAUUCAGUCCUAUGGCGGUGCCCCCGGUCAAGAGAGAAAAUUAUGGAGAGUUCUCAUUCAAUCUUGACCGUUUCACUUGCUUGGGGAAGUAGCUUCCAUUUUAAUUGAAAGGAAAGGUCAACUAUAGCCAAGCUUAGAACAAUUAGCAGAAACUUUUUAAGUGACUUCAUAGACAUUAAUAAGGUAUCUGAUGUUCCUUUUUUGUUACUGAGACAUUUGAAAUAUGGAGCUUAAAUAAAACACGGGCUCUCUUUUUCUGAUCUUGUACAUGUCUUACGUGGUAUAUUUUCAGAUUCACUGUAUACUUUAUGCAGAGUCUUUUAAUGAAUUGUUUUGUGUGGACACCAAAGGAAAACCUGGCCAAUAGGAAGGAAACCUCUCUGAGCACCUGUGCGCACGGUGUGUGCCGGUUGAACAUGCUCCAGUCCCUGGAGCUGGUCCGAAGGGAGGGUGAGGCUCCUGUUUCCUGACGAAACGAGCCCAGCGCCUUGAGCCUGCGGUGCUGUGUUCUCCCUUCACCCAUGUGCUUUCUUGGCAUUUCCUUGCUGUAGGAUGGCUGUUGUCCCUUGGCACUAUCACCUUGAAUUGUAUUUGGGUUGAUACCUUGGUUCUGAUAACAAUAAAAUUUU